Messenger RNA from Ostrinia furnacalis (Asian corn borer), 1280 nucleotides. RefSeq names its product apoptosis-inducing factor 1, mitochondrial-like. NCBI's taxonomy places the organism in Eukaryota, Metazoa, Arthropoda, Insecta, Lepidoptera, Crambidae. The coding region runs from base 1 to 1206 and encodes 401 amino acids. The record is from RefSeq and is a predicted model, not a curated record. The transcript is spliced from 6 exons. Gene Ontology annotation, biological process: apoptotic process; mitochondrial respiratory chain complex assembly. Gene Ontology annotation, cellular component: cytoplasm; mitochondrion. Gene Ontology annotation, molecular function: NAD(P)H oxidase H2O2-forming activity; FAD binding; protein dimerization activity.
AUGACGACAUUGUCCGGCCCGGUAGGCGGCUCGCACGCGGCCCCCGAUGGAAAGUUCGCCUUGAGCGCCGCGCAGCCCGCCGGAUGCGGUGUCCGUUUCGUCUGUUUCACGCAAUGCAAGCACAUGCUCCGCUGCCUCGUGGCCACGGGCGUGCGCGCGCGCCGCUCCGAGGCGCUGCGGCCGGCGCGCGACUCGGGCCGCGUGCUCACGCUGCGCGCCGCCGCCGACGCCGGCCGCCUGGCGCGCCUGCUCGACCGCCCCGAGACCAUGCACGUCGCCAUCGUCGGCGGCGGCUUCCUCGCCUCCGAGCUCAGCGCCUCGCUCGCCGAGAGACUGCGCGGCACGGGCGCGCGCGUGACGCAGGUGUUCCGCGAGGCGGCGCCGAUGGCGGGCGUGCUGCCGCGCUACCUGGCGCUGGAGGCGGCGCGGCGCCUGCAGCGCGCGGGCGUGGAGCUGCGGCCGGACACGGAGGUGGCGGACAGCGAGGCGCGCGCGGACGGCGUGCGGCUGCGGCUGGCUGACGGCGGCGCGCUGGAGGCGCAGCUGGUGCUGGAGUGCGUGGGCGCGGAGCCGGCCGCGGAGCUGGCGGAGGCGUCGGCGCUGGAGACGCACCCGACGCUGGGCGGGCUGCUGGUGAACGCGGAGCUGCAGGCGCGCGCCGACGUGUGGGCGGCGGGCGACGUGGCGUGCUUCUACGACGUGGCGCUGGGCCGGCGGCGCGUGGAGCACCACGACCACGCCGUGGUGUCGGGCCGCCUGGCGGGGCAGAACAUGGCGGCCGCCGGCCCGCCGCAGCCCUACACGCACCAGAGCAUGUUCUGGAGCGACCUCGGCCCCGACCUGGGCUACGAGGCGAUAGGUAUAAUAGACUCCCGACUGCCGACGGUGGGCGUGUUCUCCGCUGACGCCGUGAGCGACGCCGCCGCCACCGCCGCCACCACCACCGCCGUCGCCGUCGCCGCCGCGCCCGACGGUGGGCACAAAGAUGAGGAAGCGCCUCUUAAGGCCGUAGCGGGCGCGACGGACGCGGACGGGCGGCGCUACGAUCGCGGCGUGGUGUUCUACCUGCGCGAGCGGCGCGUGGUGGGCGUGCUGCUGUGGAACCUCUUCAACCGCAUGCACGUCGCGCGGCAGGUGCUGGCGCAGGGCGAGUUCGAGGACCUGUUCGAGGCCGCCAAGCUGUUCGCGCUGCACGAGGACGAGUGAGCCCCGCCCCCGCCGCGUCGCCACACACGAACACAAUACAUUCGCUGCCCACCACGAUGCCGUUUUAUUUCAAA